AUGCCGCUACUAUCACGCUGGGCCGUGCUGUUUAUCGGUAUUGUGUUUCAUUUGACGUUUAUGAUGUCAAUUUUUGACAUCUACUUUGUCAGUCCCCUUGUUCAUGGCGUCAAGCACUACCAUCCUGAAACAGUCAAGCCAGCCAAGCGGCUGUUUCUGAUAGUAGGUGAUGGUUUACGGGCAGACAAAUGCUUUGAGCAGGUGAUCCACCCUUCGAGCGGCGAGGAAGAGUAUCUCGCUCCGUUUAUUCGGUCAAAAGCGUUGACUGCUGGCACUUUUGGGCUCUCCCACACCCGGGUCCCCACUGAGUCCCGGCCCGGCCACGUGGCUAUGAUCGCUGGAUUCUACGAAGAUGUGAGUGCCGUAACCAAAGGAUGGCAGGAAAACCCCGUGGAUUUCGACUCAGUGUUCAACCAGUCUCGCCAUACUUUCUCUUUUGGCUCACCAGACAUUCUGCCAAUGUUCAGCAAGGGCGCAGUGCCCGGACGCGUGGAUAUGGAGGUGUACGACCAUUCAUACGAGGACUUUACGCGUUCCUCGAUCGAUUUGGAUAAAUUUGUUUUCGAUCAUCUCGAUAAGCUUUUCGCCGAGGCCAAAGUUAACAGUACCUUGGCGGAUUCUCUUCACCACGAUCAACAAGUAUUCUUUUUGCAUUUGCUCGGCAUUGAUACAGCAGGUCACAGUUAUCGCCCUUAUUCUGCUGAAUAUUAUGACAAUAUCAAGUACAUUGACGUCAAAAUCAGUGAGUUGGAAACCAAGGUCAAUGCGUUUUAUGGUGACGACGAGACGGCUUGGGUGUUCACUGCCGAUCAUGGUAUGAGCGCAUUCGGAUCUCAUGGUGAUGGCCAUCCUAACAAUACACGCACACCACUGGUGGUUUGGGGUAAAGGUGUCAACACUCCAUUGCCUGGAACUGAGGGUCACGAUGAGGAGUCAUUGUUGUGGGAUUUGCCAGUCCAACGUCAUGAUGUUAAUCAGGCAGAUAUUGCAACUCUCAUGUCGUAUCUUAUUGGUGUUAACUAUCCUGCAAACUCUGUUGGCGAACUCCCGCUCGAUUUCAUUGAUGCCAAGCCUGAAUCAAAAGCCAGGGCUUUGGCCGAAAACGCAUAUUCUAUUGUUGAGCAGUAUCUUGUCAAGGAGAAGCAGCUCAAAGCAAACUAUUUGUAUUUUAAGCCGUACCCUGAGCUCAGCGGAGAAAACAAUGUCGACAACCUCAAGGCUCAAAUCGAAGACCUGAUCACCCAGGGCCAUUACGAACAAGCAAUCCUGCGCGCCGAGGACUUCAUGUCCAGGGGUCUGAGCGGUCUAAGAUAUCUGCAAACCUACAAUUGGCUUUUGCUACGAUCUUUAGUGACUCUUGGUUUCCUAGGCUGGAUGCUGUUUGCAUUUAUUUCUUUCUUGCACCUGUUCGUUGUCGAAGAAACCCCCGUUCAAUCAACGGCAACUUGGCCCUCUGCGGUCGCUGUGGCAAUAUUUGGUGCCUUGGCUGCUUUGUUUUACCGCCAGCAUUCUCCGUUGAACUAUUACUUGUAUGCUCUUUUCCCGGUCUUUUUCUGGUAUCAAGUGGUCUCAAAUAAAAACACUUUGCUCCAAGGUAUCAAACUACUUUUCCUUCGGCAAGGCACCGGUCUCGGCGGUUGUAUUCUGGCCACAGUAUUUGGAUUCAUCAUUAUUGAAGCCAUGAUUUAUGGUUACUUCCAUCGUGAAGUCUUCUCGGUGCUUAUGCUUGCAAUUUAUAUGUGGUGGCCUUGGCUCCAGGAUUGGAAACUGGCAGUUGCAAACUGGAGGUUCUCUGUUUUGUGGAGCUCCAUGUGCGUAGUACUUGCUGCCUUUACUAUAUCUCCCGUUGUUAAGAUCGAGAAUCUUGACAUGAUUGUUCAGUCUGGUGUUCUUAUGUCUGUGAUUUCGUUUGUCGCUAUCACAGCCUUGAUGCGAAGCCUCAAACUCACCGGUAUCACAAUGGUGACAUGUGGUGUUCAGCUCGGACUCAUUGUUCUUGCCGUUAUCGUCACGCGUUCAUCGGUCUUGUCUCUCCAGGCCCGUAAGGGACUGCCCAUUGGCUCUCAAAUCGUCGGUUGGAUGACGCUGUUUUCGUCCUUGACGGCGCCCUUUAUGAAUUCAUUGUCUCCCGUCAAUGAUUUCAGGUUCCGAUUCCUCACUGUGUUUAUGGCCUUUUGCCCAACUUUUGUAAUCUUGUCAAUUUCCUAUGAGGGCUACUUUUAUGUCGCUUUUUCUUUGCUGCUUUAUUCCUGGGUUGAGUUGGAAAGACGUGUAGGCUUUGAGGGAGAACCGGGUCGUCCUCUUCGUUUGGGCGACUUCCGGAUGGCCGUCCGCUUUAUGUUUUUGACCCACAUCGCAUUUUUCGGUACAGGCAACAUUGCUUCGAUUUCUUCAUUUUCCCUGGAUUCCGUGUACAGACUUAUCCCCAUUUUCAGCCCCUUCGCCAUGGGUGCUUUGUUGAUUGUGAAGAUUUUGGUUCCUUUCCUAUUGCUGUCUGUGACGCUGGGUAUUAUUAACCUUGCAGUGGGUCUUGAGCCCUAUGCAAUCUUUUCAAUGGUUCUAUCCAUCACAGAUAUUCUGUCUCUCAACUUCUUCUACCUAGUUGUCGAUGAAGGCUCGUGGCUAGACAUUGGUACUGGCAUUAGCCACUUCUGCAUUUGCAGUGCCAUGUGUCUAUUUAUUCUAUUCCUUGAAUACGUUAGUACCAUGCUUGUUUCCGGUGUUGAGAUCGCGCCGGUCUCGGUAAAAGUCAAAGAGCUUACCCCAGCUACAGAUGGCAAACAGGACGACACUGCCACAGAGUAA
Wickerhamiella sorbophila is the source of this 2805-nucleotide messenger RNA. Its product is annotated as GPI ethanolamine phosphate transferase 1. The transcript has a single exon. Bases 1 to 2805 code for a protein of 934 amino acids. NCBI's taxonomy places the organism in Eukaryota, Fungi, Ascomycota, Dipodascomycetes, Dipodascales, Trichomonascaceae. Gene Ontology annotation, biological process: GPI anchor biosynthetic process. Gene Ontology annotation, molecular function: mannose-ethanolamine phosphotransferase activity. The record is from RefSeq and is a predicted model, not a curated record. Gene Ontology annotation, cellular component: endoplasmic reticulum membrane.